Coccinella septempunctata (seven-spotted ladybird) is the source of this 473-nucleotide messenger RNA. RefSeq lists its product as uncharacterized. NCBI's taxonomy places the organism in Eukaryota, Metazoa, Arthropoda, Insecta, Coleoptera, Coccinellidae. The record is from RefSeq and is a predicted model, not a curated record. Gene Ontology annotation, molecular function: sequence-specific DNA binding. The transcript has 2 exons. Bases 45 to 473 code for a protein of 142 amino acids.
UUGUGUGAUUUAUAUUGUUUUGGUUUAUAUAUUUGUAUAUUAAGAUGGAUGAUAAAUUAGUCAAAAUGUCGAAAUCAAAAGUGUUUUGUUGCGUUUAUGGAUGCAAUAGUUGUGCCAAAAGGGAGAUGGUAUCCUUUCAUUUUUUUCCCAAACAUAAUAGUUUUAAAAUACGAAUAACAAACAAAAAUGGCAUCGUUGAAAAAGUGGACGUGAGAAAGAUUUGGGAGAAGAAUUUGAGGUGCGGAAAGAAAAUAACAAAUUCUAUGAGAGUUUGUUCAAAACAUUUUGAAGAAUCAGAUUUUUAUCCACGUGCAAAGAAUUCCAGACGCCAAAGAUUGAAGAAGAAUGCUGUACCAACAAAAAACCUUCCUGAGGGUUCUCAUGAUACCACUAAGAAGAAAGAAAGACGAAAUAUUUCCAAAUAUGAAUCUGCACAGCCAAUUGUAAGUAUAUGCUUCAGACUUGAAUUGUAA